Nothobranchius furzeri (turquoise killifish) is the source of this 3641-nucleotide messenger RNA. RefSeq lists its product as uncharacterized. Lineage: Eukaryota; Metazoa; Chordata; Actinopteri; Cyprinodontiformes; Nothobranchiidae. The record is from RefSeq and is a predicted model, not a curated record.
GGCGGGUCGUGAAUCCUUUAGGUUGGUCCUGAUAUAUUAGAUGUACUCUGAGUAAAGUUACAGCAGUUGGGUGUUUUUGCUCGCUGAAGUAAAACAGAAUUAAAUUAAUUCAUCCUAUUGUUUUUUUUUUUACUUCAGUCUUCAUCUGAAAAAGAAUCCAAACAAGGUCUGAUGGAAAACACUUCAACAUCAAAUGCCUCCUUUCUUGGUCCAAACCCAGUCCACUCAUACGCCGAGUGCCUCAUCACCAGACCCAGCUCCAUCAUUUACACCGUGUUCAUUGCCAUCGAGGUCUUCCUCUUCCUCCCUCUCUUCAUCUUCAUCCUCUUCUUUGGUCUUCAGCAGUGGAGGAAAAAACGCUCCAACUCCUCAACACUGAGUCACUCUGACUGCUUCACCUACCACCUGGUCCUCAUGGAGCUGGCUGGUGUCCUUGGCUGCAUCAUCACCUUCGGUGGAAUCUACGGGAAUGGCAUCAAAUUUGUAAAAGCUGGGAGCACCCUGUUUUCUUUUACCUGGUAUGGACAGGGAUUCUUCCACAUCCUGACCUGUGUGGAGCACUACCUGGCUGUGGUUCAUCCCGUCACCUACCUGAUGCUGAGACAAACCAGAGGGAUCAGGAUCAGAAACGUCGUUGUUGGCUGUGUGUGGCUGUUGAGUUUUUCAGGGUUGGGUUUGGCAGUAAAGGACAAUUACAUAAUAAUGGAUUCGCUUGUCAUAAUUUUGACCACAACCAUCACCCCUUUCUGCAGCUUGUCAGUUAUUAGUGCUCUGACUCGUUCUGGCCAGGGGGAGCAGGGGACACGGAAGGAAAGAGUUGUCCAAUCAAAGCAGAGGGCUUUCUACACCAUAGUGGCCGUAUUACUAGUGCUACUUCUGCGGUUGGCUUGGAGCGUGGCUUGGAUCUUUAAUACUGUACGAGCGUACAGUAACUGUGUAGUGAUGACGUGUGAAGUUUUGUUCAAUCUGCCCAGCAACUUGGUCCUACCUUUGCUUUUUCUGCAACGAGCAGGAAAAUUGGUGUCGUGGGAGAACAGUACUGAGGGUCAGGGUUAGAUUAACGAUCAUUUCACAUAGACGCUAUCAGCGAUCCCAUUUUUACUGAGAAGCAUCGAACACUAAUUUCCAGCAGUCUAAUUAAACUGACACAUUUUGUACAAGCUGUCAGAAGAUAAAUGCACAAAAAUAUCCAAAUUUAUGGAAAUUCUUUUGAAUUGCUGAACCUAGAACUGAUCUGAGGCCCUAGUUGUUGUUGUGUUGGAUCACAAAGUAACCAGGAGAUGGCAGCAAAACACAAACAACACAUUGUCUGCUGAAGACAGAACCUUAAAGGUUGGUUUGUGCUUGACCCGUCCGCGAGGUCCGCACGGCUCCGCGCGGAAAAGUUGUGUCAUUUUGCGUCAUUUUAACAACCACGCCCCUCCACCGCGUCUCCGCACGGCCCAAGAUUUCCGCAACGCGCACCUCGGAAAAUUUCUAACCACGCGGACGGUCGGACGCGGAAAAACAUGGCGGACCGGCAAGAACUACUACGGCAGAGGUUCGUAAAUGCAGACAUUUGUAUGAUUCAGCUUUCAGAGAUCACCGUGAUCAACAUGUUGUUAAUAAUUCUUGGAGAGAAAUAGCUCGCACUGUCGGAAAAGUCGAGGACGCUGUUAAAAAUGCUGAAAUGCCAUGUUGUAAACAGUAAUUUCUACUUCUACUAUGGUGUAGUGUUGGAUGCUUGCUGUAGAGCUCCAUGCUGCCCCCUACAGUUUGGGAGAAUAUUGGCUCACCGCAGAGACAAGCCGCACAAACCAUAAACGCUGCAAGUUGUGAAGCGCGUUCCAUCCGCGAGCCGCAUCACCGCGCAGAAAGUGAAUGCGUCAAGCAUAAACCAAGCUUUAGUCCAGAAAGCAGAAACUGAAUGCCACAUUUUACUUUCUUUUAUGAUUGGGAUAAAUGGCUCAAUAGUCUAUGGACUAAUGCUUGAUUAGGAACAUUCUUUUGUUGGGAUGACAUCUGAACGGUUAGGGUUAGAGUCCAUGACCCUUACAGCUGUAACGUCCAAAAGGGUCAAUGUUCACCUACAUAUUGAUCAACAUAAUAACUUUUCAUCUACAGCAUAUAUCCACUUUCUAUUUGGCCUUCCCGAACCAGACGGUUCUGUUCAGCGUGUGUUAACAUUCCAUGAAGACAAAACAUCCAGACAAACAUUCUUUCCCAAAGUCCUACACUCUCUGCAUGAACGCCAGACAUCAACGUUCUUCACUCUGAACAAGCGAAGACUCCAUGACUUUUACAACUCAUAAGCUUACAAUAAUCACGUGUGAUGAAUGAACGAGAUGUUUAAAUGAAAUGAUUGAAUAACCUGUGCUUAAAUCAAUUAAUUUAAAAUGAAUAUUGUUCUUACAAUGAUCCAUUUAUAUCACAAAUCAGUAUGUGUUUGAUUUAACAAGUUAAUCAUUGUUUACACUCAUACGCAUUGCAAUAAGAUACAGGUGGAGGUUAAAAACAUCUUUGCAUCUGCAAGAAGGCGAGGCUUUCUGAGGAAUGUUUUGGUAAAGACUAUCAAAGCACAAAGAGGACUCAAAUGCAGAGCUCACACAGUUUUAAUCAGCAGAAGGCAUUCCUGGAGUACAACACAACUGAAAAGUCCAAAUCUAACUGAAUACACUUUUACCAAGUGUUUCUGAGAGCAGGUUCACAUCACACGACGGGAGAAGACAAACUGGCAAAGGAAACUGUUGCAAAGUCGCUAAAAUGGAGAAGCCGGGACCCAGGUGCAAGACAUGAGGCAGAUUAGUGAGGAGCCUCAUGUCGUGACGCUGCCUGUAAUGAGACAGGAAGUGAAUGCACAAAAUAAAACAGGAAGUACCAGAAAUACAAUAAAACCAGAAACAAGAUUGCAAAGCACUCAACCUGCAGAAUCACCCAUGACAUCGCCUUCCAGACGUGGCACAUUCUGAUUUGCCAGAAUAUGCCAGAAAUGAUAAAUAAUGAGUUUAUUAAAACGGGAUUUACUUCCCAAUUAAAACAGCUGCUAUUUCAGCUGUUAACUUUAUUUUUUCUCUAAGUGUUUUUCACCCCAGAAGAUGCUACACUGGUGUUCUGCUGAGCUGUGGUAGCCUCGUGGAGGGGGCCAUCGGCUUGAACACUGUUGCUAACCACUUCAUCAUUCUCCCUCUGAUAAUAACACUUUUUUGAUAUUGAAUGUGCUACUACUAGUUUACCCGUUUAAUUACAGAUUCACUAGGAUAAGUACAAUAAAGUUUAGCGCAGCUGUGGCUACAUCAUAGCUCAUCCCCACCAGCCAGUGAAUGUGUGUAUGAAUGGGUAAAUAAUUGUGUUGUGAAGUGCCUUGAGGGGUUGCAGAACCUUAAGAAGGCGCGAUACAAAUACAAGCCAUUGACUAAUAAACAAAAAUGUUUUUUUUCAGUGAAGUUGACCUCCAAUUCUUUUUCAUAUUGGAAAUGUAACAAAUAUCUAGCUUAAUUUGUCCAUCUCUGUCCAUCCAUCCAUUUAUACACAUAUUUAUACAUAUAUUUGUUACACUAUACUUUACUAUAAAGAAACACAUUUGGCAUGUUCAAGAAACUGCAGUAAAACUGCAGAAAAGUCAAUUGUGAAUUUAUUUAUUCACCCAUAUUUUAUCAGCACAA